AUGGCUGUUUGGACAGAUUCACCACAUCCUGACGUCUCGACUGUAGACGUGGAAAACUUUGAUUAUGAAAAGUACAACUUUCCCGAGCUUAUAGUCAAGCUGGAAGACAAUGUACUGAUCAUCACACUCAAUCGUCCUAAAAACUACAAUGCAUUCAAUGCACCGAUGUGCUCUUCCAUCGUUUUUGCAUUUGAAUUGGCAGAUGCUGAUCCAAGAGUUCGGGCUGUUGUAUUGACGGGUGCAGGUGAUAAAGCUUUCUGUGCAGGAGCAGACCUGAGUGCCGGAAAAGGUGCCAAAGGUGAUGCUUCUGGCUUUGGUGCAGGUCCCGGUGUGCCCACACUCAAUCAUCGUGAUGGAGGUGGAAUGGCUUCAGGUUCUAUUUUGCGAUGCAGGAAGCUUGUUAUCGUUGCAAUGAAUGGAAGUGCGGUCGGUGUUGGUUUGACAAUGGUGCUCCCAGCAGAUAUUCGAAUCGUAUCUGAAACAGCAAAGAUCGCUUUGCCAUUCACAAAGCGUGGUAUCACUUUGGAAGCAAUGUCAGCAUACUUCUUGCCUCGCUUGGUCGGUCAUUCAAAUGCAUUGCAAAUUGCCAUGACUGGGGAUACAUACUUACCAACAGCAGAUUGCAUGCGUGGAUUAUUCGCAGCAAUCUUGCCACAAAAAGAAGUCUUCCCACAUGCACUUCAACUGGCAAAACGAUUAGCAGCUCAAAAUAGUGUUCUUUCGAUGGCUUUGAACAAAGCUCUCCUUUGGCGAACACCUGAAUCUCCCGAGGCGACACAUUUGGUCGAUAGCGCUUGUAUUGCCGGCUUAUCUCAUGCUUCUGAUGCCACGGAGGGUGUAAGAAGCUUUUUGGAGAAGCGACCUCCUCAGUUCAAGGGUAGGGUGGAAGAGUUGGAGCAGUUGGGCUUCUAUCCUUGGUGGACACAGGUUGAUGUCUCAGGAAGGGGCAGUACAAAGAUCGUUAGAAGGAACGCGAAGCUUUGA
Messenger RNA from Meira miltonrushii, 984 nucleotides. Its product is annotated as ClpP/crotonase. The coding region runs from base 1 to 984 and encodes 327 amino acids. The record is from RefSeq and is a predicted model, not a curated record. NCBI's taxonomy places the organism in Eukaryota, Fungi, Basidiomycota, Exobasidiomycetes, Exobasidiales, Brachybasidiaceae. The transcript is spliced from 4 exons.